This is a messenger RNA of Fulvia fulva, 849 nucleotides long. RefSeq lists its product as uncharacterized. The record is from RefSeq and is a predicted model, not a curated record. The transcript has a single exon. Bases 1 to 849 code for a protein of 282 amino acids. NCBI's taxonomy places the organism in Eukaryota, Fungi, Ascomycota, Dothideomycetes, Mycosphaerellales, Mycosphaerellaceae.
AUGAUUGCACGACAGACACACCAAGCCUCGACGGCACAGGCUUCUCUGGAGAAGAUCUUGCGCGACCAAGCAAAGAACCGACCGAGCCUCAGCAGCAGUCAAGGCUCGAACUACGAGAGCACACCCUCGAGGGAAGACGCUGUUAUUGAAAAUGUUUUGUCCUGCGUUACUGCAAAGCCAACACGAUCCACACUCAGCAACGAUAGCUACAGCAGAGAGGAGCGGAUCCGGAGCUUUGUCGAAUAUGCUACAUGUAUCGACUACCAAGUCAAGCCAAGGGUAGGUCUCUCGCAAGAAGAACGUCAAUACUUUGCGCGCAUUAACGACUGGAUCCUGGAAUGUCACAGUAUCCUUCUCCACCCAACGCAGGACGAUCGAGAGAAGAGUCGACUUAUCAACUACAUCUGGGGCCACGUCCACGAGCCAUCCUAUCGAGCAAACAUAAGACCGGAAUAUACCGUGCGGGCCAUCACCAGAUUCUUCCAGUAUCAGGUGUCUGGCAAGUACAAGGGCUGUGUCUGGGAAGUCAUGAAAGAUAGAGGCAUCGGCGCACUUGCCCACAAGUUGAGUACUGACAUCUACGAGCUGAUCCCUGCUGUCUUCAAGUGCCGCCCUUCGGAUCUUGGGAGCUCUGUCCUGCGCCACGCUAAGAGCUGCCGAGACGACUUCUUCCUUGCUGUCAAUCGACCGGAUGAGGUGCCAUCGUGUCCGGAUGCUUGGUCCUAUCACAAGCAGGUCUGGUUCAGGCCCAAUCAGAUUGGUAAAGAGAUAGCUAGAGAGAUAGCUGCGGUCGAAGGGAAGGUGAAGGUAGAAGGAAAGGUGGAGGCAGGAACGUGUGCAAUCAUGUAA